Messenger RNA from Sus scrofa (pig), 5445 nucleotides. The record is from RefSeq and is a predicted model, not a curated record. Lineage: Eukaryota; Metazoa; Chordata; Mammalia; Artiodactyla; Suidae.
GGGCGGGCGGGAGCACGGCUGCGAGGCGGGCAGCAGAGCGAAGCCGGCGCCAUGCCAGCGGUCCCAGGGUCCACCUGGAGGGCAGCGCAGGGGACCCCAGUUUCGGAGCUGGGAGGGAGCCUCAACGCCCACCCCAUCUGGCCUUGGCCGGGGGACUCCCGCGGCCCCACCAUCCGGCGAGGCCACGCGCUGGACCAGGUGGGAUAAUGAGGCCGUCCAGGCUCAGGAAUGGCCGAGGCGAGGCCAUCGAAGGGACCCACACGGGGCGGCAGGCUUUCCCCGCGGGGUCCGUUUCCUCACUCGAGAGGCGGCCGCUCUCCUGGUUCUUGAGGGGCUGCAAGCUCAGCGCCCUCCAGCUCAUGGCUCCCCGGCUGGUGGUGAAAGAGGAGGCUCUCCAAAUUUCCGCCACUCGGGGCCCUGCACUCCGCAGCCUCCGUCCCUUCGCUCCCCGACCCCUGGCACCCUGCCCGCCUUCGCUCUCCCUCCCCCGCCUCUGGGCCCGGCUGAAGCUCGCUUGGCGCGGGGAUCUCCCGCUAGGAAGCUGCGCACCUCGGCUAAAGCUGGGUCCCUGCCACUCUGCGGCACCUGGGACCCGCUUAAUCUUUUCUAGCUGCCUGUGGCUCAGGGGUGUUCUUGGGGCACAGAGUGCGGGUUCGGGAGAAAGCCGCGGGAGGGGUCGCUGAGUGCUGCGCAACUGAAAUGCCCAGGCCGCAGGUGCGCCCGCGUGUCUCGCACGCGGGGGCCACCGAGGGAGUGGGAAGUUGGGGGUGGACCAGAGUGGAAACCGACAGUGAAGGGGGAAAGGGACUGGCCAUGGCUUGGGAAUGGGCAGCGGGGCGAGAACUAGGAGUCUCCAAAGGGAAUGUCACGCGUGGUGGCGGCAGGAUCGGGGAAUGUGCUCGAAGGGUAGAGCCGUGCGUCGGGGCAGCGCUUGGCCUGCGGGGCGCUUAGCCAAACGGAGAGGCCAGAAAGCGGGGUAAGAGGACGGACUCCGGGGAGGCGGCAGGACUGCACGCGCGCCCGGAGCACGAGCCCGGCCAGCUGAGAAGGUGCCUUCUCUCCCGGCCUUCGGCGACACUGAUUCAGUGGCGCUCCUCGGAGACUCCCUGGCCUCGUGGUCAUUGCCGGAGGGCGUCCCUCCUCUCCUCGGCAGCGCAGAGCGAGUGCAGGAGGCGGAUCCUGGACUGUGAACUGACGCGCGGCGCACACCGGCCAUGAACCUGGAGGGCAGCGGCCGAGGCGGAGAGUUCGGCAUGAGCUCCGUGAGCUGCGGCAACGGGAAGCUCCGCCAGUGGCUCAUCGACCAGAUCGACAGCGGCAAGUACCCGGGGCUGGUGUGGGAGAACGAGGAGAAAAGCAUCUUCCGCAUCCCCUGGAAGCACGCGGGCAAGCAGGACUACAACCGCGAGGAGGACGCCGCCCUCUUCAAGGCUUGGGCGCUAUUUAAAGGAAAGUUCCGAGAAGGCAUCGACAAGCCAGACCCUCCCACCUGGAAGACACGCUUACGCUGUGCUCUGAACAAGAGCAACGACUUCGAGGAGCUGGUGGAGAGGAGCCAGCUGGACAUCUCGGACCCCUACAAAGUGUACAGGAUCGUCCCCGAGGGGGCCAAGAAAGGAGCCAAGCAGCUGACCCUGGAGGACCCACAGAUGCCCAUGAGCCACCCCUACGGCAUGCCAGCCCCUUACACCUCACUCCCAGCUCAGCAGGUUCACAACUAUAUGAUUCCGCCCCACGACCGAGGAUGGAGGGAGUUCGUCCCUGAUCAGCCACACCCGGAGAUCCCAUACCAGUGUCCUGUGACCUUUGGACCCCGCAGCCACCACUGGCAAGGCCCGGCCUGUGAAAAUGGUUGCCAGGUGACAGGAACCUUUUAUGCUUGUGCCCCGCCUGAGUCCCAGGCCCCCGGAAUCCCCAUAGAGCCAAGCAUAAGGUCUGCCGAAGCCUUGGCCCUCUCAGACUGCCGGCUCCACAUCUGCCUGUACUACCGGGAAAUCCUGGUGAAAGAGCUGACCACGUCCAGCCCCGAAGGCUGCCGGAUCUCCCAUGGCCACACCUACGAUGCCAGCAGCCUGGACCAGGUCGUUUUUCCCUACCCAGAGGACAGCGGCCAGAGGAAGAACAUUGAGAAGCUGCUGAGCCAUCUGGAAAGGGGCGUGGUCCUCUGGAUGGCCCCCGAUGGGCUUUAUGCCAAGAGACUUUGCCAGAGCAGGAUCUACUGGGACGGGCCCCUGGCGCUGUGCAGUGACCGGCCCAACAAGCUGGAGAGAGAGCAGACCUGCAAGCUGUUUGACACACAGCAGUUCUUAUCAGAGCUCCAGGCAUUUGCUCACCACGGCCGGCCCCUGCCAAGGUUCCAGGUGACUCUGUGCUUCGGGGAAGAGUUUCCGGACCCCCAGAGGCAACGGAAGCUCAUCACUGCUCACGUCGAACCUCUCCUAGCCAGGCAGCUGUACUAUUUUGCUCAGCAGAACAGUGGACACUUCCUGAGGGGCUACGAUCUGCCCGAGCACGUGGGCAGCCCGGAGGACUUCCACAGGUCCAUGCGCCACUCCUCCAUUCAAGAGUGAACCUCCAGGCCGAGAGGCCGUCGCCUUGUAAAUGCCCGACUCUGAGAACAGCGGGUUGAGCCCCCACUUUUUCUUUCGAGGGACGUGGAGACUGGGGCUUCGCUUCCACACUUGCGGACAAUGUGUGUGGACACUCUUCUCCCCCGAAUUGACAGACACGCUUUUUCCAAAAGCAAAGAUGGCAUUCGAGGUCUUCUGCCAACACCACACCAAUGAUAAUGUGAAAAGCUCACCCAAGUGUCUUUAUGUUUACCGAAGUGCUGUCUCCAAUCGGACACGGACUCUCCUCCUGGAGCCCAGAGAGAGCCUGCACCCGUCACCCCGACGACAGCAUGAGAGCUCCAGGUGCUGUGUUUCUCAGGGAAGUCAAGGUCUGAGGCUGUUCUGCCCCCAGAAGAGACAUGCUGAUACCUCUUCGCUGUGUUCUGCAAAGCCUGCCCAGAGCAGGGCACAUGCUCUGCUGCGGGUGGGCCAUGCCUCGGAGCCCAGAAGCCGGAUGGAGAGACUCUGUUGCUUUCUUGAGCCAAAAAGCAGUAGGGCCCCCUGAGUAGUGCGUUUUGUCCUGUGCUGACUGGUUAAGACAUUUCUUGUUUGUCUUUUUGUAUCUCUUCCUAUAGACAUUGUUGCUGAAACUUUUUUCUUAAAGACAAAGAAAACCACCCAGACCAACAAGCCAAGGUUUGGAACUUGGUGGAGGUUCCCUCCUGCCCUGCUUGUUUUGUUUGGAGGCCGGUUCUCCAUGACAACCCCAAGAGGAGGAGCCAGAGCUUGUCAAAGUGGUGACCUCUGUAGGAAAGAUAGGACAGGGCCUCAGGGAUUGUGUAACUGCAGACUCAGUGGGCUGUUUCUGCUUAUUUUGUAUAUUAUAUGCUUCCUCAUGCCAGUAACAGUUUGACAGGGCCUUAAAAUUCCUGGGCUUUUUCCAAAUCCAUCUUUUUAUAGAACCACUGAGAUCUCCACUUGCUUAAGUAAACUUGCACUUAUGUUCCUUUUGGAAACAUACAGGUGUCUAGGCUGUGAUGGAGCUGCUGAUACUUUUGUCCCGCUAGGAAGUAACUGCCAUUACUUUUAAGCUCAGCAAUAGACUUGUUCUCAAAUAUUCUAUUCUAAUAUUUUUAAAUUCAUUUAACAAACUGUAUCCCUUGCAUUAGAGAGAUUACAGCUUUUAUGCAGUUUAGUCAGCAACGAAGUCUUGGAAUGUCAUUUCUUUCUUGUUUGGGGGAGGUUUUUAGCAAUAAAAAAACACAUAUUGACCCCACAGAAUGUCAACAGUAGAAAAGGGCAACAAAUAAAGCGAGUCUUCCCUUUUUCCAGCCCAAAUCCUUGUCCCUAGAAGUGUCCCCAGGAGGAGCUUAGUUCUUCCAACAUGUUUCACUUUUCUAUAAAUAUACACAGCCCUGAAAACCUCACGGGUUCGUUGCGCACUUUUACGCAGUGUUCACUCCGCCCGUGCGGCUCUGCUGCCUUCUUCUCAGCGGCAUCACUAGAAUCUGCGGGCAAGGGCAUCCACACAGUUUCCGGUGGUUCAUCACCCCUCGGAGCAAGUACGUCUGGACGGUUGCCUGUGCUCCAUGGGCUGCAGCGUUGUAUGCAUCUAAUAGAUGCGAGGAUUUGGGGUACAUUAUCCUAAGGGGGCUGCUGGGGCCCUGUGGGCGUGGACCACCGGCGCCUGGAGCAGCGGGGCUGUCCCGGCUGUUCCGUCCUCCCGGAGGACUUCAGCGACGCUGAGGACGCUUCCCUUUUCUCCCUUUUCAACGUUAAGAGUUAAAAGUUAGGAGUUAAGCUGCUGUAACUCUGGAGUCUCAUUUUCCGGAAAUGCGCUUCCCAGGGGCCGCUCCCCUUCCCCCUCUGCCCUCAUGUGCUCACGUUGGCUCUUCUUGGUUCUGAGGAUCCAGAGUGUGAGGCAGCAAAUGAACUGGUGAGGAGACUGUGGGUAGAGGAUCCUGACAGGCGUCUCAGGACCGUGAAAGGGAGCCUCCUUCCUAGACUGGGCGGUGGGCUCAGCAAACCGGAAUGUAGUUUGUUCUCGGUGGAAGAUGAUGUGAAUAUAGGCCCCUGUUAAUUCUUUUUUUUUUUUUUUUUUUUGCCUUUUAGGGCCACACCUGCAGUAUAUGGAGGUUUGCAGUGUAGGGGUCAGAUCAGCGCUACAGCUGCCAACCUGCACCACAGCUCACGGCAACGCCGGAUCCCCGACCCACUGAGCGAAGCCAGGGGUCGAACCCACAUCCUCAUGGUUCCUAGUAGGAUUCUGCUGCACCAUGAAGGGAGCUCCAAGGCCGCUUGUUAUUCUAAAGAGCUUUUAGGUCGCGGGGGGAAAGAUUCGUAGGUCGUGGGGACGUUCAUGGCUCAUUUCUUGCUCUUGGGAUUAGUAAAGCUGCGGGCUGUAAUUGGUGUCUUCUGGAACACUACAGAGAGCACGCUUAAACCAAAGCUUCAGAAAACCCUCAGUCACGGGCAAGGGCACAGAGCACCCAGGGGGACGGUGGUGUCUGAGCUGAAGGCACUGCUCCGCUGGGGGAGAAUCCACAGUCCGCCAGCACAGGGAGCCCGCGGCAGUGUGUGCACCCCCGGAGCACAGCCAUUAUUUUCACAACUUUUAGAAAAGCAUUUACGUGGAGGAGAAGAGACAGGCCAACCUCGUUCAGUACAAACUCACACUUUGCUGCGGACUCUGGAGGGGAGGGGCCGACAGGUAGCCGUGCGCCCUCCGGCCUCCACUCUCCCGGGCGCUGCCUGGACCUCACUCUGACGCUGUGCUGGUUCAUCUCCUAUUCUGCCUCCUGGGCAAGGAUGUCUCGAGAGCUAGGCUAAGUGUCCGUUGGACAUUUGUACAUAACUGUAUCAUGAAUUUUGGAUUAAAUUGCUUUUCAAAGCA